AUGAGUAAUGCAAUCUACCAAGGACUGCGGUCACCUAUCAGCAAGCUUGCAGGACUCAGGAAAGCAAAGCAAAUAUCUACAUCCAUAGUACACAAUGAAACUAUAUUAGUUAAAAACAAUAACGAGUUUGUCAACAAGGUCAUGAACAAUGACAAGCCAGUCAUAGUCAACUUCCACGCAGAUUGGUGCGAGCCCUGCAAGAUAUUGACGCCGAAACUCAAGGAGCUGAUAGAGCCGCUCACCAACCUGGACCUGGCCGUGGUCGAUGUGGAGGAUAAUGCAGAGCUCGUGCACGCGUUUGAGGUUAAAGCAGUGCCAGCAGUUAUAGCGAUAAAAAAUGGCCUCAUAGUAGAUAAAUUCAUAGGACUCGUCGACACUGACAUGAUCAAUAGUCUCAUAGAGCGGAUGUCCGGCAACAAGAAAGAUGGCGCG
Brenthis ino (lesser marbled fritillary) is the source of this 432-nucleotide messenger RNA. Lineage: Eukaryota; Metazoa; Arthropoda; Insecta; Lepidoptera; Nymphalidae. The record is from the annotation of a GenBank genome assembly.